Merops nubicus (carmine bee-eater) is the source of this 1031-nucleotide messenger RNA. RefSeq names its product tumor necrosis factor, alpha-induced protein 1 (endothelial) (gene TNFAIP1). NCBI's taxonomy places the organism in Eukaryota, Metazoa, Chordata, Aves, Coraciiformes, Meropidae. The transcript is spliced from 6 exons. The record is from RefSeq and is a predicted model, not a curated record. Bases 53 to 997 code for a protein of 314 amino acids. Gene Ontology annotation, cellular component: Cul3-RING ubiquitin ligase complex. Gene Ontology annotation, molecular function: ubiquitin-protein transferase activity; protein binding. Gene Ontology annotation, biological process: proteasome-mediated ubiquitin-dependent protein catabolic process; negative regulation of Rho protein signal transduction; protein homooligomerization.
GGAAUCCGUCAAGCCCACGCUCUGCAGGGUCGUCAUCUACCUCCAGAAGGAGAUGUCGGGGGACACGUGUCUGGGCGCCGCCCUCUGCCCCGCGGGGGGGCCCAGGCCCAAGCCCUGCAGCCCCCCGGGGGGCGGCCUGGGGAACAAGUACGUGCGGCUGAACGUGGGGGGCUCGCUGUACUACACCACGGUGCAGGUGCUGACCCGCCACGACACCAUGCUGAAGGCCAUGUUCAGCGGCAGGAUGGAGGUGCUCACCGACAAGGAAGGCUGGAUCCUCAUAGACCGCUGCGGGAAGCACUUCGGAGCCAUCCUAAACUACCUGCGAGAUGACACCAUUGCACUUCCAAAACACAGGCAGGAGAUCAAAGAGUUGAUGGCAGAGGCCAAAUAUUAUCUCAUUCAGGGCUUAGUGGACAUGUGCCAAGCAGCCCUGCAGGACAAGAAAGACCUGUAUGAACCUGUCUGCAGCAUCCCUAUCAUCACAUCUCCAAAGGAGGAAGAGAGACUGAUAGAGUCAUCAAUGAAACCUGUUGUUAAGCUGCUGUACAACAGAAGCAACAACAAAUACUCCUACACCAGUAACUCGGAUGACAACUUGCUGAAGAACAUAGAACUGUUUGACAAACUCUCCCUCCGAUUCAACGGCAGAGUUCUUUUCAUUAAAGAUGUUAUAGGAGAUGAAAUCUGCUGCUGGUCUUUCUACGGACAGGGUCGGAAACUGGCUGAAGUCUGUUGUACCUCUAUAGUUUAUGCUACAGAGAAGAAGCAAACCAAGGUUGAAUUUCCUGAAGCACGAAUUUAUGAGGAAACACUGAAUGUCUUACUGUACGAAACUCCCCGGGUUCCUGACAACUCCCUGCUGGAGGCGACGAGCCGCAGCCGCAGCCAGGCGGCGCACAGUGAGGAUGAGGAGGGGUUUGAGCUCCGGGACCGCGUGCGCCGCAUCCACGUCAAGAGAUACAGCACCUACGACGACCGGCAGCUCGGGCACUAGUGCCCCAGGAGAGGGGCUGGGUGCCAAGGCUAGU